Nematostella vectensis (starlet sea anemone) is the source of this 5109-nucleotide messenger RNA. Its product is annotated as helicase SKI2W. Gene Ontology annotation, biological process: nuclear-transcribed mRNA catabolic process, 3'-5' exonucleolytic nonsense-mediated decay. Bases 163 to 4011 code for a protein of 1282 amino acids. The transcript has 29 exons. Lineage: Eukaryota; Metazoa; Cnidaria; Anthozoa; Actiniaria; Edwardsiidae. The record is from RefSeq and is a predicted model, not a curated record. Gene Ontology annotation, molecular function: RNA helicase activity; RNA binding; ATP binding. Gene Ontology annotation, cellular component: Ski complex.
AGUUUUCAGACCUCUCCUUGUCGUCACGGUCAAGAUGGCGAAGUAAACGGAGUUUUAAAAAAGAAGAGAAGUGAAGAAGAAUUUCACUUCACGCGGAGCGAAAUUCCCCAAGAUGGAUGUGUUUUUGUAAGGUAGUAGAAGUAUCACAUCUACUUUUCUGAUAUGGAAGCCGUGGAUGAGCAGAAAAAUGAUGAGUGUAUCGCAAAGAGUGGCACUUUUGACUUACUCGAGGUUGGAUGUACUGGUAAAGUAGAGGUAGUCCCUCAUGUUGAAGAACAAGAUGAGGAAAGAGACAAACUCAAACACUUAACCACGCUGCCAAGUGGGUUGCCACCAUUGUUCCCAGAAGACCUGAAGACUGAGCUUGAACAGUAUCUAACAAGCCCUGAGAAACUUCCCAUCCAUGACUUCCACCACACACAGAGAUUUUGGCCAAGAACAAGGGAUACUUCAUCACUGUUUUUGGCCGAGGUUUGUCCUGUCCAGACUGCUCUGAGAGUGGAGAGAAACCCUACCACUGGGGAGCUUCUUGGUUAUAAUGAGGUCCCAGUGGCUGGUACUGGGAGUACUGCCAGGAAUUCUCUAUCCCUGCAAAGAACACCAGGACCUGUCGCGGAUUCUGUCAAAGGCUCCUCUGUGAACUACCCUUUUCUUCCAGGUGGUAUGGAUAGUGAAAACCACAAGCAGCCCAAGAUUGUUUUUGAUGGGGAAGUGGAUUUUGAAAAAGAUUUGCUUGAUACCCCGCCCGGGUUUAGCUACUCUGUCAGAUUUUGUGAAGAGGAAGAAAAGGAAGAAACCCAUGAGCCACCCGAGGUGCUAAACAUGGCGGAGAUUUUGGCAGGAACCGAUCUGGAGGAUCUUGAAUUCAGUGAUGAUGAAGACCAAGGCACUUCAGAUGAGAAUUCACAUACUGACGAGGAGGCUGAUAGAGAGGAAGACUCUGCUAUCUUGAAGAAAAGUGACAGUCUGGAGAAGAUUCUUAAAAAGGAAGAUGAACCUACGCAAGAGCCGAGCACCCAGCCUUCUUCACCACUCAAACAACAGUGGGCUUACAUGGUCGAUAUUAGUACUCCUGUGAAGGACUUCCAUAAGAAAGUACCCGACAUGGCGCACAAGUGGGAUUUCGAGCCAGACACGUUUCAGAAGCAGGCUAUCCUCAGACUAGAAGCGCACGACAGCGUUUUCGUGGCUGCGCAUACAUCAGCUGGGAAGACCGCUGUCGCGGAAUAUGCUAUCGCGCUGGCGCACCAGCACAGGACCAGGACAAUUUACACGUCGCCCAUCAAGGCAUUAUCCAAUCAGAAGUUUCGAGACUUCAAGAAGACUCUGAGUGUGGACCAUCCGGGACUUGACGUAGGGCUGCUGACCGGUGACGUGCAGAUCAAACCGGAAGCGUCAUGUCUAAUCAUGACCACAGAGAUCCUACGGUCCAUGCUGUACAAUGGCUCCGAUGUUAUCCGUGACGUCGAGUGGGUCAUAUUUGACGAGGUGCAUUACAUAAAUGACGCAGAGAGGGGCGUGGUGUGGGAGGAGGUACUCAUCAUGUUGCCUGAUCACGUGAGCAUUAUCCUGCUGUCAGCCACCGUACCGAACACCCUGGAGUUCGCCGAUUGGAUCGGACGGACGAAGCGCAAAAAGAUCUACGUCAUCAGUACAGCCAAGCGCCCAGUCCCCCUGGAACACUUCCUGUACACGGGCAACAGUAACAAGACCAGCAAUGAGCUAUUCCUAUUGGUCGAUCAGCACAGCAAGUUCUUGACGCGCGGUUACCAGGCUGCAAUCGAUGCCAAGAAGGAGAGAGCGAGCAAAGGCAAAGACGCGUAUGGGGCCAAGGGCGCUAGGACAAACUACAACCCUAAAGCGGACCGCAACGUGUGGUUAUCCCUGAUCACGAUGCUAGAGAAGAAGGAUAAGCUCCCUGUGGUGGCGUUCACUUUCUCAAGGAGGAAAUGCGAAGAGAACGCGGACCAGCUGUCCAACCUGAACCUGACCACCAGCGUGGAGAGAAGCAGGAUACACGUGGAGAUGCAAAAGUACCUCGCGCGGCUCAAGGGCUCCGACAAGACGUUACCACAGGUUACCCGGAUGCAAGAGCUUCUCCAGCGUGGUAUAGGCGUCCAUCACAGCGGUAUUCUACCAAUUCUCAAAGAGAUGAUCGAGAUUUUGUUCCAAGAAGGCCUUGUGAAGCUCUUGUACGCCACAGAGACGUUUGCCAUGGGUGUCAACAUGCCUGCACGCACAGUCGUGUUUGACUCCACUCGCAAGAACGACGGGUCCAGCUUCCGUGACUUGCUACCUGGCGAGUACGUGCAGAUGGCGGGAAGAGCUGGGAGGCGAGGCAAGGAUACCACGGGCACUGUGAUAAUACUUUGCAAAGGAGACGUGCCAGAGGCAUCGGACCUACACAAGAUGAUGCUGGGUAAGCCCACUACCCUGGUGUCGCAGUUCCGCCUAACGUACUCCAUGAUCCUGAACCUGCUGCGCGUGGAGCAGCUUCGAGUGGAAGACAUGAUGAAGAGAAGCUUUUCCGAGUUCCACCUCCAGCGCGAUGCGACUGAGAGGCGGCGGAAGGCGGAGCAGUUAGAGAAGGAGCUCGCUGACGUGAGAGACGUGGAGUGCGUGCUCUGCGGCGAGGAUUUGAAGAGCUAUUACCAGGCGUGCAGUGAACUCAGCGACUUGACACACAGGGUCAAAGCUGCCGCCUUGUCGUCCCCUCACGGUCAAAAGGCCCUAUCGCCAGGUCGCAUAGUUGUCCUAGACACAGUUGAGCACAAGAACGCGCUGGCUGUUAUACUUCAAGGUGCCUUUACUCCUUACCAGUCCCUCGCGUCUGUCCAGGCCUCCUCGGUCAGCCAGGGAGCCUCUGACAAGACUUUUACAGUGCUAGUGCUUUGUGAAGAAGAGGCUUCUGACAGCGAAAAACCCCAAGAAAUUGUUAGUACCCAGUCUAGCGCGGCCUCCCUUCAGCCUUACCUGGCGCGGUCGUUAUUCCGGCCCGAGGGCCGCAGUGCUCACCGGGUAGUGCAAGUCCUGGGCUCGGAAAUAGCAGAGAUCACGGUGCGUCAAAUGAAGAUCGAUGGAGACGCCAUCUCGCAAGACUUCCGCAAGAGAAUGCAGCCAAGGUUUAGGAAUGACCCACCCUGUCGAUCCGCCAUCGCUGCAGAGCAGGAGCUCCUGAGGCUGACCGAGGCUAACCCCGAAGGAAUUGAGACGAUGGAUCCAGUCAAGGACUUCAACAUCCGGGAUCUUGAUAUGGUAGACGCUAUCACCAGGCAGCGGUCUCUCCAAGAGAUCAUGCGCACGUUUACCUGCAUCAAUUGCCCAAACUUCUAUGAACACUUCAGUCAAGUUCGUGACGAGAUGGUUCUACGUCAGAAUCUAGAUCAUCUCAAGUUCCUGUUAUCAGACCAGAGUCUGCAACUUCUUCCCGAGUACCAUCAAAGGAUUGAGGUCUUACGCAAGUUGCGAUACAUCGACCGCACAAACCGUGUGGAACUGAAAGGUCGUGUUGCGUGCGAAAUGAGUAACCACGAGCUGAUGAUCACAGAGUUAGUUUUCCACAGCGCGUUCACGGGCCUCCAGCACACCGAGAUCGUGGCUUUGCUCUCUUGCUUCGUGUUUCAACAGCGUAACUGCAGUGAGCCCAAGCUGACGUCGGUCCUUGAAGAGGGCAAGGAACGCAUUCUGUCCAUAGCAGAGGCAAUUGCUAAUUGCCAGCUAGAAUGCGGGCUCAACACGCCAGCGGAUGACUACAAGGGACAGUUUUAUUUCGGUCUUGUGGAGGCGGUGUACGAGUGGGCGAGAGGAAUGCCAUUCGCAGAGAUCACCACGCUCACUGACGUACAGGAAGGUGUAAUUGUCCGCUGUAUCCAGAGACUGCACGAGACCUGUCUGAACGUGCGCAAUGCAGCCAAGAUCAUCGGCGACCCCACACUGUACCAGAAGAUGGAAGAGGCGUCAACAGCCAUCAAGAGAGACAUUGUAUUCGCCGCUAGCCUGUACACUCAGUAAACCUUCAGAUCAUCGGCGACCCCACACUGUACCAGAAGAUGGAAAAGGCGUCAACAGCUGUCAAGAGAGACAUUGUAUUCGCCGCUAGCAUGUGCACUAAGUAAACCUUCAGAUCAUCGGCGACCCCACACUGUACAAGAAAAUUGAAGAGGCCUCACAGCCAUCAAGAGAGACAUUGUAUUCGCCGCUAGCCUGUGCACUCAGUAAACCUUUAGAUCAUCGGCGACCCCACACUGUACCAGAAGAUGGAAGAGGCGUCAACAGCCAUCAAGAGAGACAUUGUAUUCGCCGCUAGCCUGUACACUCAGUAAACCUUCAGAUCAUCGGCGACCCCACACUGUACCAGAAGAUGGAAAAGGCGUCAACAGCUGUCAAGAGAGACAUUGUAUUCGCCGCUAGCCCGUACACUCAGUAAACCUUCAGAUCAUCGGCGACCCCACACUGUACCAGAAGAUGGAAAAGGCGUCAACAGCUGUCAAGAGAGACAUUGUAUUUGCCACUAGCCUGUACACUCAGUAAACCUUCAGAUCAUCGGCGACCCAACUGACUCGUGUCUGAACACAACGUCUACAACCUUUAUGUCAUAAUCGCCACAAUCAUAAUCAUCAGCAACAACGACGCUUGUCCGCUUUUAGUUGAAAAUUUAAUGUGAUACCAAAUUCCAAGCAGGAUAUCGCUAGCUUAUCUACAGACUUCGAAUCGAACAUUACCCCAGCCAGCACCAUCAAAUACAUCACGGAAGAUUGCGCUGCCAGUCAUAUUGCCAAUCAAAUAUUUUAUCAUAAGAUGAGGGAGCCGAACACGAUACCAAGAGGGACAUUGUAUUCUCUGCUGGUCUGAACACAGGAACUUUCUUACCAUCACCAUAAUAAUCAACUCACUUGACUGCUUUGUUUUGACUCAUGUCAGGCGCGUAUACAGACGGGUGUGCAGGGUGCAUUCGCAAUCCCCCCCCCCCUGCCAAAAAGUGUGCCAUUUCCUAUUGAACAGUCGUAAUAUAGUCUUGUGCAUCUGCCCUGGAAGCUAUUGUUGUAAAUUACCGGCACCUUACACUCUUGUACCAUUUAGAAUGGUCACGAAAUAAAUCAAUUUGUGAUU